AUCUUUCUCGCAACUGAACAAUUCGCUGAAUCCCGCAUAAAGAAUGAUCAGCAUGCAUUCACAAUACCUAGCAGUGUCUAGGAUAGUGGGAGUGAAAACAGCAGCAAGGCCUAUAGGUUUAUGGACGGCCUCAUCCAGAUUCUGGACUUCAACACUUUAUCAGGGUCGAGCCACACCAAGAUGUUUAUCUACUAUAACACCCACUUCACCAAUCGUUCACGAAUGGACACAACCAAAUAGAAACAUCAUAAAGGGCCGCUGGGAGCCGAUCAUUGGUUUAGAAAUUCAUGCACAGAUUAAGUCAUCCACAAAACUGUUUUCGAAUUCAAAAACUUCCUUCCUCGCAAAUACCAAUACAAAUGUUUCGUUAAUCGACGCCGCCUACCCUGGCACUCUCCCUCAAUUGAGCCAAGAAUGUGUUGAUUUGGCUGUCAAAACAUCCUUAGCACUGGAUGCACAUGUUUAUCCAGUUUCAUCUUUUGACCGAAAGCACUACUUUUAUCCAGAUCUACCUCAAGGGUACCAGAUCACACAACAUUACGAACCAUUGGCGCAGAAUGGAAAAAUAGUUAUUUCACCACUCGAUGGUUUAGAUUACACACUUGUCGUUGGCAUUGAGCAGGUUCAACUCGAACAAGAUACUGGUAAAUCACUUCACGACAUUUACCCAGGCUUGACACUCCUGGACCUUAACAGAGCGGGUGCAGGAUUAAUGGAAAUAGUUACAAAACCUCAUUUACGCUCAUCAAAGGAGGCUGGAAUCCUCAUCAAAAAAUUACAGGCACUUUUGCGCGCAGUAAAUAGUUCUGAUGCGAAUAUGGAUGAGGGAUCGAUGCGAUGCGAUGUGAAUGUUUCUGUUCAUGAAAUAGGGAAGCCAUAUGGCGCGAGAUGUGAAAUCAAAAAUUUGAACAGUAUCAAAUUAGUCAGUGAUGCCAUCGAUGCAGAAAUCAAUCGUCAGAUUUCAUGUUAUGAAUCUAAUUUUCCUGUUUCCCAGGAAACUCGUGGAUUUAAUGCGUCGACGGGCGAGACAUUUAGGAUCCGUAGCAAGGAAUCAGCACCUGACUAUCGGUAUAUGCCUGAGCCUGAUCUACCUCGGCUUGUUCUCAGUCACGAUACAAUACAAGCAUUGAAGGAGAACUUACCAGAAUUACCGGAUGCUCGAAGGGAUAGGAUCAUGCAUCAAUACCAACUUGGAACGAUUGAGGCACGCACUUUGAUGGGUGAGGAUAGAAUGGUCGAGUAUUUUGAAAGUAUUGUUGCUUCAGGACGCAAUACCAAGAGUGUUGUCCGCUGGAUAAUCCAUGAACUUCUGGGGAGACUGCAUACGCGUGACAUCAGCUUCAGUGAUAAUGUUGUUAAAGCCUCACAAUUGGGCUCGCUUGUAGACUGUAUCGAUCAAGGAAUCAUCUCAGCUAAGAUUGGUAAGACGGUUUUGGACCUGAUGGUCGAAGGUGAUUCAAGAGAUGCCCUUGCGAUUGCAGAAGAAAGGGGUUGGAGACAAAUGAGCGGCCGAGAUGAGUUAGAGAAGUUGUGCGAUACUAUCCUUUCAAAAUAUCCCGACAAAGUGAAGGCGAUAAAAAACGGGAAUGCUGGCAUUAUUGGCUUCUUCAUCAGCCAGAUCAUGAAGCAGAGUCAAGGGCGAGCCAACCCUGUAGUUGUAAGUGAAUUAUUGAAAACUAAGAUGGGUGUACUUGAUUUACCCUCAGGUCCUAAAGGACGCGGUAGUAAAGGUGGCACACCGUAAAUAAAU
Messenger RNA from Lobosporangium transversale, 1750 nucleotides. RefSeq names its product Aspartyl/glutamyl-tRNA amidotransferase subunit B (Asp/Glu-ADT subunit B). The record is from RefSeq and is a predicted model, not a curated record. Gene Ontology annotation, molecular function: glutaminyl-tRNA synthase (glutamine-hydrolyzing) activity. Bases 44 to 1744 code for a protein of 566 amino acids. The transcript is spliced from 6 exons. Lineage: Eukaryota; Fungi; Mortierellomycota; Mortierellomycetes; Mortierellales; Mortierellaceae. Gene Ontology annotation, biological process: glutaminyl-tRNAGln biosynthesis via transamidation; mitochondrial translation.